Molecule: messenger RNA, 1369 nt
Organism: Ilex paraguariensis (yerba mate)
Lineage: Eukaryota; Viridiplantae; Streptophyta; Magnoliopsida; Aquifoliales; Aquifoliaceae
Source: the annotation of a GenBank genome assembly
CCCAGACGUUGUCCUCACACCUAACCACCAGAGCUCUCAUGUGUACAGAAAAGCAAAACGAACAAGCGCAGGGGAUCGAAACUCCUCGGUCAAUGCCACCCCAUAUUUCCUGCGAACCAGUGGUCCGAACUCGACCGCCAUUUUUGUUCCCUUCGUCCAUUCAAUAAAAACCGCCAUUUUUGAGAGAACACAUCAACAUCCAAAUCGUUAAAACCAGUCAGAAAAAUCUCCAAUCACCCCCCACGCGCCACCCCACAAGCUACCGUGUCAAAUUGCUCAUAGCCUCUGCAUUUGAAACUAUACAAUCACAACUGUUGUCGUUGUAAAUUAGUUGAGGAAGAUGAUGGAACAACCAGACGGCGGAGGAGAGAGGAAAACUGAGGCGGAUCAAAGGAGCUCGGGGAGUUCGGGCCAGGAUCCGAAUCCGAAACCGGAUCCGAAAGUGGAGGUCCGUGGUGAUGGAUCGAAUGGAGAGCAAUUGGCAGAUAUAUAUUCUGAUGAGAGAGAAGAGAGUUAUAAAUCGCCGAAUCGAUCGAAGAAAUCGGUGCGGUGGAGUGAGGAAUUGGUGAUGGAAUCUCCUUCUCAAACACCCAUGCCUCAAGAUGAUCGAUCGAAUCCGUACGUUGCCUAUGCUCCUGCGCCGUCCGAUUCAGCAUCGUCCUCCUUCAACUUCAAGAAUACGAUGUAUAGUGUACGAGAUGUGCUAGGGAGAUGGGGGACGAAGGUGGGAGAAGCGACAAAGAAGGCUGAGGAUCUCGCUGGAAACACUUGGCAGCACUUGAAAACGGGCCCUAGUUUGGCUGAUGCUGCCUUGGGAAGAAUUGCACAGGGAACAAAAGUUCUGGCAGAAGGUGGUUAUGAAAAGAUUUUUCGACAAACAUUUGAGACUGUUCCAGAGGAACAACUUCAAAACUCAUACGCAUGUUACUUGUCCACAUCAGCUGGUCCAGUCAUGGGGAUUUUAUAUGUGUCUACCGCAAAGCUUGCAUUUUGUAGCGACAAUCCUCUUUCAUAUAAAACUGAUAACAAGACUGAAUGGAGCUAUUAUAAGGUAUGCAGAUGAGCUUUUCUGCCUAUAAUGCAGCAGUAUUUAGACAAGAUUCUAUGUUCCAUUGCAAGCCAUGAGAAUGAAGUAUAAUAGUGAUUAGUAGUUAAUGAUAUGGAUAACAGUGUUGUCGCAUCUAUUCCUUAUUGGAAUAUAUUGACUUUUAAUCUUUAAUAUCCUUGUUGAGCCAUUUGAACCGAUUUGAAUGACCAUAUACUAGGCCUUAGCAUAGACCCAUGGCUAACAACUAGAGGCAAAUGACUGGACCUCAAGUCUGUUAAUCUUGUUAUUUAUUGUGUGGACCUUUUAUCUAUUUUUUCUUUG